ACGUGUGCUAAAGGCUCCUAUUGCGCAGAAAGAACGCGUCUCGUCCAGCGGCGCUAGAUGCAGAGCGGCAGAGGUUAAAGGGCUGCGCUUUAUGUAAAAGUCUCCGAGUCGUGUGGUAUGCUGAGCGCUUUGAUGCUUAACUGCGGCUACAACGAGGCAGAAUGGCCGAAUCUGUGCUGGCUUUCCAGCGCUUUAUUAAAUCCGCGUCGUUGCCCCUGCACGUCUGGUUUAACGCAUAAUUGAGCGAAUCUCGCCUGGUUUUGUUCUCAUCUCUUUAGAGCGGUCGUUAUUAUAAAUGUGAAUGGCGGCUGAUGUCCAGGCAAUCGUUAACUGAAAUACCCUCGUGUGUCGUUUUAAUUUCGCAACCUUUCCCCGGUCUGAGCGUUUCAGACGGCGCUCGCUUUGUGGGAGCGCUGGAACGCGCGUAUCGGUUUUUGAAUGGCAAAAGGGCAAUCGCCGCGUCGUCUCACAUGCGCGCCGGGCUGCGUUACGAGAAACUGCAUGUGACAGCCGAGCUCUGCUUUUGAUAGAUAGGCUACUGUGUAGAUGAAGCAGCAGCGAUUCUCGCCGAACACAGACCUCCACUCUGCGGAAUUAUCGUUUGGAUGGACAUUUUGGACGCGCACAAAAACGCAACCCAGCGCGGGGAAAUAAGAAGAGGCGCAAAAAAGGAGAGGAGGAAGAAGAGGAAAAAAACGCUAAUCGGAAAUGUUUUCAUUGUAUAAAAUGCGCCGCUGAGAUCUGGGAGGUGCUGAAAUCUAUUUGCACUCCGUUCCGCGUGAUUGGCACACUUGACAGUGAUUGACAGGAGUCCAUGGAAACUACGCAACCAAUCUGCCAGCUCCAAUAGAAAAUCAGACUAGGACAGAACGUCUUUUUUUUCACCCCCCACCCUCCACACACACCCCCCUCCUCAAAAAUAUCUCCGUUCCUGUGCUAUAUUCUCGUUCACUCGAGCUCUCCAUAUCGCCUGCCGAGGCUGCUGCCGUCAGCCAGAGGGGCAUCCUCUUUUCCUCAGCACCGUCUAAACCGGCUCGUCUGCUGGCUCCGGGAGAGGGAGAGAGGGAGAGGGAGAGAGAGUGAGAGAGCGAGAGAGAAAGAGAGAGAGCGAGCGAGCGAGAGACAGACAGACAGCACACGCGAGAGCGAGAGACGGCGAGGACCGCGAGGGGGGGAGAGAGAAAGCACACAGAAGCCUUCAUGUUUCAGCUGCCAAUCCUAAAUUUCAGUCCCCAGCAGGUAGCGGGGGUAUGCGAGACGCUGGAGGAGAGCGGGGACAUCGAGCGCCUCGGCCGCUUCCUCUGGUCGCUGCCCGUCGCGCCCGCCGCCUGUGAGGUGCUCAACCGCAACGAGUCCGUGCUCCGAGCUCGCGCCAUCGUGGCCUUCCACACGGGGAACUUCCGCGAGCUCUACCACAUCCUGGAGAACCACAAGUUCACCAAAGAGUCCCACUCCAAACUGCAGGCGCUUUGGCUGGAGUCGCACUACCAGGAGGCCGAGAAGCUCCGAGGUCGCCCGCUCGGGCCGGUGGACAAAUAUAGGGUGCGCAAGAAGUUUCCGCUGCCCAAAACUAUUUGGGACGGAGAACAAAAGACGCACUGCUUCAAAGAAAGGACCAGGCAUUUGCUGCGAGAAUGGUACCUGCAGGACCCUUACCCGAACCCGAGCAAAAAGAGGGAGCUCGCAGAAGCCACGGGACUUACUCCCACCCAAGUGGGCAACUGGUUUAAAAAUCGAAGACAAAGGGACAGAGCAGCGGCCGCUAAAAACAGGUUACAACAGCAGGUGCUGUCCAAUGGCUCGGUUCCUGGCGAAGAGGGCACCGUGGACCGGCUGGGCGGCGCGUCGAGCCCAGAAGCCAGCCUGUCGAGCAAAGCUGCUGCUUCGGCCAUCUCCAUCACAUCGAGUGACAGCGAAUGUGACAUCUAACGUCGCCCCUCCGGGCGAGCAGGGAAGACGAGGAGAAAAUGAACACCUUACGAAGGAAGUCGAGACAGACAAUCAACAAGACAAACAAGCACAUCAGUGCCUGCCUUAACGUAUCAGAGGCCGUGUUUUUUCUUUGUUCUUCUUCUUCUUCUUCUUUUUUUGGUAAUUAUUUGGCGGCUGUCAGACCAGCCAGGGAUCUAUGGAAUGCUCUAUCUUUAAAAAUGUAUUUAUCUUUUUUCCAUAACCGAAUAUGAAAUACACGACGAGGUGACACUUUGAGGAGGGGAAAUAGAUAGAGAGAGAAAGAGAGAGAAAGAGAGAGAGAGAAAGAGAGAGAGAGAGAGAGAGAGAGAGAGAGAGAGAUCCUGUCCGUGUCCAAAUUACUUUUGUAUGAAGCUAAAUCGGAUGCCUCAAGGAAACAGGAACAAAACGAAAACCGCUCACUUUUUUGUUUGCUAUGAAAAGGACUUCAUGUUGUAUCGACGUUUUACCAUUUUACCACGUUUUCUAAGAUGUUUACGUAUUAAAAAAAGACGUUGCUCUAAUAGAAACAUUUGAUUUGCUUGCUCAUUUCAAGUCCGGUCAUUUUGGUGUAUAUCGAUGGACUUUUAGAGUGCGCCGAGUAGUGGACGUAUGUUUUAAUGAAUUAAGGACUUUUAAGUUAAUAAAAUGUUUGAUGAUCAAA
Molecule: messenger RNA, 2614 nt
Organism: Pygocentrus nattereri (red-bellied piranha)
Lineage: Eukaryota; Metazoa; Chordata; Actinopteri; Characiformes; Serrasalmidae
Gene: six6b
Product: SIX homeobox 6b
Exons: 2
Coding region: 1201-1929 (242 amino acids)
Biological process (GO): eye development; regulation of transcription by RNA polymerase II
Cellular component (GO): transcription regulator complex; nucleus
Molecular function (GO): DNA-binding transcription factor activity, RNA polymerase II-specific; RNA polymerase II cis-regulatory region sequence-specific DNA binding
Source: RefSeq, a predicted model, not a curated record